GUGUGGCAAGCAUAAGAGACCACACCAAGAAGAAGACACAGCUGCUCAAAGCCAAAGGAAUCAGCUUUUCCUGAAAAGUCUCUGUUUAAGUACAGGAGAGGUCAAACUACAGGCUUUGCACAUAUCCCAGAAAUGUCAUUUGAUAAGGCAACUAAAUCUCUGGCCAAACAACUGGAUCCAGCAGGAGACUUGAUCCCAGUACAAAGCAUUAUAGACCAAAUUCAUUUCAGGCCUUUCUGCCUAGUUGCAAGGAAGAGAAAGAAUUAUUGGUGGCAGAGUUGCCCUUAUAAUAAAACUGAAUACAAGCUAGGUGAUGUGAUGUUAUCAGGAGACCUUGCUGCAAAACUAGAUAUUCAAGAUUCAGGUCAAAUCACCAUUGUAGAUCAAGCAGACGGAACACUGGAGGGAGAUAUUGCCGGAAAUGUUGUUGACUCAACAGCAGUACAAGUAAUGGGUAAUGCCAGCAUGUCUCAUGCAAGGUCCGUGAAGCUAAAAAAGAUACAUAUUUGCCCUCAACUCCUUGAUUCUGUAAGAAGAGAUGGGAAAAUCGACUUGAACCAUGAUUUCAUUAAACAGACAAAGGCUAUGCAGAAGGAUCUCUAUGUGAUCACUGAGGCAGUAGAGGCUGUGGAAGAGGCAAAGUUUGAGGAAUCCAACAAAACAGAAGGCAGCAUCUUUUACGAAACUUAUAUCAAACUGAAACUGGAGGGUGGCAGAGGCAGUAAGAAAGAAAUUAUCAUCCCAAAGGCCUGCAUCCUGGCAUUCAGAGCGAAGAGAUUAUUAAUCAGAGAUGGAUCCUUAGGUAUUUCCCACUUUCCAAGGGACAAAACAGGAACUUUUGAUAAAGCCAGGAUAGGCAUGUGUACUCCAGGGCAUGCUGGAAUUAAAAUGGCAGGCAAAACAAGACAAAUGGACAUAAUUGCCCCAAAAUUGAUCCCAAAAGAGAAGAGUAAAGCCCUACAGAAGGAAGUUGAGCAGGAAUGUGCACAACUCUCUAUGUUAUCAUCAAACCUGCGUGACAAAUUUCUAACUGGCUUGCUGGCAAUAAUGAAAGAGAAUGACUUCUUGCAAGAGUUGGAGCUCCAGCUGGAACAAGGUCUUGAAUGCACUGAUCAAUUCAAGCUGAAAACUGGCAAACCGGAGUUCCAAGACUUGGUGGACAAUUUACAGGAUUCCAAUGGGACCAUGUUCACCGAACUUGCUGAUGCAGUCCUCUACCUUCUUCAGGCUCUACAUGAAUUGACAGAGUUCCAGCUGAUGCUCCUGGUAGAAUCUGUGGAGAAGAAGAUUUUGAACGAGCAGCUGGCACUGGUCGGGAGCAUCCUAGAUAAUGACUUCAGCGAAGGAGAAGGAGAGUUUACUGUAGAUGCCCAGCUCUUAAGCGAAGAGGAGCUGAAUAUCACUGGAGCAAUGAUCACAAUGAGUGGAGCGACAGUGAAAAAAAAUGGAUCCAGUCUUGCUGGUACUGGAAAUCCUGCUGCUUUUCCAGCCCUCAGUGCACUGUAUGUGGCUCUGUAUGCGCUCAAUGCCUUGUCUACAUAAGAGGAUGGCUAAAAAAUGUUUAGGCCUAUCAGAUUGGUUCUGGACUACAAAUGAAGUAACUUUGUGUGCAAACAGCCGGAGUUUCUUGAUGGAAGAGCAGGCUAUAAAGAAGAUUAAUACCACAAACAUAGGUGUACUGUAUCUACUCAAGUCACAUUUCUGAACCUCUAGAAUUCCUCAAUAUUCUUUUACGUCUUUCAGUAUAAUGCUGGUUUGUGGCUAAUGCGAGAUUAUUUCUUAUAUUCAGUUUUUCUGCUGGAUCCUAUUGCUGUCUAAUCAUUUCUGAUGUUCUCACUGGGGUGUCUCAAGUGCCAGGGAGGACUGGAUGAGGGUGAACAAAUUGAAAUUAAAUCCAGACAAGACAGAGGUGCUCCUGGUUAGUCGAAAGGCAAAUCAGGGAAUAGGUAUUCAGUCUGUGCUGGAUGAGGUUACACUCCCCCUGAAGACACAGGUUCGCAGUUUGGGUGUGCUCCUGGACUCAGCUUUGAACUGGGCCAGGAGUGCUUUUGCCCAGCUAAGACUGGUGCGCCAGCUGUGCCUGUUCCUGGAGACGCCUGAUUUGACUACGGUGAUGCAUGCCUUAGUUACAUCCCGUUUAGAUUACUGUAAUGUGCUUACGUGGGGCUGCCUUUGAAGACUGUUCGGAAACUUAAACUGGUACAAAGCUGCAGCCAGAGUGCUAACUGGGGCUGGUUACAGGGACCAUACAACCCCCUUGUUAUGACAGCUCCACUGGCUGCCAGUUUGUUUCCGGUCACAAUUCAAAGUGCUGGUUUUGACCUAUAAAGCUCUAUACGACCUAGGUCCAGGCUAUUUGUCAGACCGUAUCUCCCUAUAUGAGCCUGCCUGGGUGUUGAGAUCCUCAGGAGAGGCCCUUCUCUCAGUCCCAACACCUUCGCAAGCGCAAUUGGUGGGGACGUGAGAUAGGGCCUUCUCGGUGGCUGUCCCCAGGUUCUGGAACUCUCUUCCUAGGGAAGCACGAAUGGCCCCUUCCUUGCUAUCCUUCCGUCAGCAGGCAAAUACUUUUUUAUUCCGACAGGCUUUUGGACUAGAAGAUGUUUAAGAUAGAGCCUCAUAAGGUCUGUUGUAUUGUUCUAUGGUCCUAUACUUAAUGUUUUAAAUUGUCUUAGUAUCUUAAGUGUAUGUUUCAUGGUUUUAAUGUCGUGAAUAGUUUAAUUCUAUUUUAAUUGUAUAUCUUUGUAUGUUUUUUUUACCAAUGUGUACUUUUUAUUUGUAAGCCGCCCUGAGUUCCAGUUUUGGAAAAAGGGCGGGGUAAAAAUAAAGAUUCAUUCAUUCAUUA
This is a messenger RNA of Rhineura floridana, 2842 nucleotides long. RefSeq names its product gasdermin-A-like. Bases 133 to 1542 code for a protein of 469 amino acids. Gene Ontology annotation, molecular function: phosphatidylserine binding; phosphatidylinositol-4-phosphate binding; phosphatidylinositol-4,5-bisphosphate binding. The record is from RefSeq and is a predicted model, not a curated record. Lineage: Eukaryota; Metazoa; Chordata; Lepidosauria; Squamata; Rhineuridae. Gene Ontology annotation, biological process: defense response to bacterium; pyroptotic inflammatory response. The transcript has 11 exons.